Messenger RNA from Tupaia belangeri chinensis (Chinese tree shrew), 1028 nucleotides. RefSeq names its product RP9 pre-mRNA splicing factor (gene RP9). The record is from RefSeq and is a predicted model, not a curated record. Gene Ontology annotation, biological process: RNA splicing. NCBI's taxonomy places the organism in Eukaryota, Metazoa, Chordata, Mammalia, Scandentia, Tupaiidae.
UUAUGAAAAACCUCCUCCUGGGCUCAUCAAGGAGGACGAGACGAAGCCAGAGGACUGCAUACCGGACGUGCCCGGCAACGAGCAUGCGAGGGAGUUCCUGGCCCAUGCGCCGACGAAGGGGCUGUGGAUGCCGCUGGGGAAGGAGGUCAAGGUCAUGCAGUGUUGGCGUUGCAAACGUUAUGGUCACCGAACCGGCGACAAAGAAUGCCCUUUCUUUAUCAAAGGCAACCAAAAGUUAGAGCAGUUCAGAGUAGCUCAUGAAGAUCCCAUGUAUGACAUCAUACGAGAGAACAGAAGACAUGAAAAGGAUAUGAGGAUACAGCAAUUAAAACAGUUACUGGAAGAUUCCACCUCAGAGGACGAUGGGAGCAGCUCCAGUUCCUCGGAGUGUAAAGAGAAGCACAAGAAAAAGAAGAAAGAAAAGCAUAAGAAAAGGAGGAAAGAAAAGAAGAAGAAGAAAAAGAAGAAGAAAGUGAAGAACAAGUCUUCCAAGUCUCAGAGUUCAGACUCGGAGUGACGGGGACUUCCCUUGUGGGGUGUUGUCUUCAAAGUCAAGUAUCGUGGCCAAAGAACGGGAGGGUGCAGCUGGAGAGUAACAGGACAGGGGACCGAGAGGAGUAGGGUUGGCCUCACGGCUGUGACCCUCCCUGCUUCUAGUGAAGACGACCCUCGGGAGAGGGACUUCUCUCUGCAGGUGCUAGCUCUGGGUGGGGUCUGGUUUCCGGCAGGAAAGCGUUCAGUGCCCUCCCUGCUGAUCAGAGUGGACCCUCUGCAGUGCGCCUGCGUCUGUGACUGCGUGGUGGCAGAGGGGGAACCUGAGAACGCUCCUGCAGGCCCUGCUGUAGCCUUUGCACUCACAGUGGGGAGACUCGGUUCCCGUAGGCUUCAUGCUUAACUCUCCUCUGUUGUUGAGCAUAAGAAAAGCUCGUGGGGCCAGCAGCUGGCGUAAUGGCUACGUCGCUGGACUCCCAUGUAGUUCACCGCAGUUCGAGUCCUGGACCCGGUGGUUUAAACUCACACCGGGCGCA